AUGAAGAAAGGCAUUCUCGUGACCAGCAUAGCUGCGGUGGCGUGCCCCCACCGCAGGAAUGGCUACGCAGUAGUACUCGAAGACAAGCUCAAGGAACACGACGUACGUCCCGAGCACUUGCUGUGCUUCUACAAGGAGAUACUGCGGAAUCUGUCUGCACCCAACCCCGAAAACGUUAUCGCGUACGGAGACCGACAGCCGCUUCCGUUGGACAAGCCUUUCAUACCGGAGUUUGUCUAUGCGGAAUGUGCCACAAGACAAUCACCAGGCCAAACCUUUCACACGCAGUAUCUACUGAACGUGGUUGUCAAGAGGCCUGUCGAGGAGCGUUGCCGAAGGUCGAACAGCACGACGCCGCACAAUCUCAGCGUCUUGGUGCUCGGCCUGGACUCGGUUUCGUAUCUUAAUCUAGAGAGACACUUGCCAGAGACGGCGCAGUUUAUGCGUCAGAGGCUGGAUGCCUUCGAGCUGCGCGGAUACAGUAAGAUUGGUGACAACACGUAUCCUAACCUGCAUGCCCUCAUCACUGGCCUCAAGUACGUUGAGACGCGGAAGUACUCGUCCGAAGGAUUCUACGACAACCUCACUUCGCGCAUCAUCUGGCACGAGUAUGGCAAACGGGGCUACCGAACAAUGUUCUUCGAGGACUGGCCACGGUACGGUACUUUCCAUCGCUUCUCAAAUGGAUUCCGGCACCCUCCGGCCGACUACUAUCCACGACACGCCAUAAUCGCCAUGGAGAAUUCCUCCAAGUGGCUUACGGAAGAUGCAUGGAUGCCGCGCUGUUUGGGAGCGACGAUGGUGUCUGAAGAAAUCUUGGACUACUUGGUCCGCUUCACCAAGGUCAUGCGAGAGAAACGUUUUUUUGCUUUCAUGUGGAUAAAUGAACUUACGCACAAUAGCCUUAACAGCGCCGGGUACGCCGACGAGCCUUUCCGGAGACACCUCGAGCUGCUACACGCAUCCGGUACGCUCGACAACACGGUUCUCGUUUUCCUCAGCGACCACGGCUUGCGGUUUGGUGACCUGCGCUCAACGUAUAUCGGCAAAUUUGAGGACCGCCAGCCGUUUGCCUUCGUGGCUUUCCCGCGGUGGUUCCUCGAGCAGAAUCCAAAAGCAGCAGGUAAUCUUCGCGUCAAUCAGUUUCGCCUUACCACUCACUUCGAUGUCUACGCAACGCUCUCUGAGCUGCUGGACUACCCGAACAUCGAGAGAGCGCAGACAACGUACGGCCGGAGCUUGCUGCACGAGAUACCGGAGGAAAGGACGUGCGCCGACGCGAAUAUCGGACCCCAUUGGUGCGUGUGCAACGUUCGCAGCAACGUGACCGUGACCAACACGCUUGCCUUGGUAAUGGCUAACAAGCUUGUCUCCUGGAUCAAUGGACUGGUGGCGCGGGCAACGCGCAAGUGCGCCGAGUACCAGCUACUCAGAGUUAUGGACGUGACUGCAGUGCAGGGGACGCCGGCGGACUACGCACACAAAGCGAGUCAUUAUUAUUGGGUCACCGUCCAGCUGUCGCCAGGCAACGCCGUUUUCGAGGGCACUGUACACGUCAUUGCGGACACCAUAACUGUGCUUAACGAUGUCAGUCGCAACGACAGAUGUACCUGGAUGAGCCAGUGCGCGUGGGGUCACUGGCUUGAGAAGUACUGCUUUUGUACUCGCACUUUGGAACUGCAGAUGUGA
This is a messenger RNA of Rhipicephalus sanguineus (brown dog tick), 1689 nucleotides long. RefSeq lists its product as uncharacterized. The transcript is spliced from 2 exons. The record is from RefSeq and is a predicted model, not a curated record. The coding region runs from base 1 to 1689 and encodes 562 amino acids. Lineage: Eukaryota; Metazoa; Arthropoda; Arachnida; Ixodida; Ixodidae.